Paralichthys olivaceus (Japanese flounder) is the source of this 2648-nucleotide messenger RNA. It is a transcript of the gene nrsn1, whose product is annotated as neurensin 1. Gene Ontology annotation, biological process: nervous system development. The record is from RefSeq and is a predicted model, not a curated record. Lineage: Eukaryota; Metazoa; Chordata; Actinopteri; Pleuronectiformes; Paralichthyidae. Gene Ontology annotation, cellular component: transport vesicle; neuron projection; neuronal cell body.
UGAGUGUAGAGUGAUGGGAGCCGGCUGAGGGAACAGGAGCGAGUGAUCACUCUCCGCGCUGCUGAUGUCAGGUACACAGAUGUGAAGGAUGACCUCUUGCUCAGAGAUCUGUGGGUCGGAGUACGGAGAGCAAGUUCAAGCCACUGGGAACUGCCAGCAGUAUGGAGUCCGCUCCUACCUACACCAGUUUUAUGAGGAGUGCACAGCUUCUAUUUGGGAACGUGAUGAAGAUUUUCAGAUUCAGAGAUCACCUAGCAGGUGGAGCUCUUUACUCUGGAAGGUCUGUCUCGUGUUCGGCUCCCUGAUCUUGGUAUCAGGCUUCGUUGUUGUUUUGGUAGGGUAUGCCACUCCAGCCAGGAUCGAGGCAUUUGGCGAGGAUGAUCUACUUUUUGUCGACAGCCACGCUGUAAGUUUCAACCGCGCACUGGACGUCUGCAAACUGACGGGUGCCGUGUUGUUCUGUGUGGGCGGCACCUCCAUGGCUGUGGGCCUCCUGCUGUCUGCCUUUGCCAAAAGCUAUUCCAAAGAAGAAUUGUAUCUGCAGCAGAAGUUUAAGGAGAGGUUGGCAGAUCUGCAAGCAACAGUUGGUACCCCCAUAAUGAAGGCACCCACCCCCGGGGAGGGAAAAGUGCCAGUCACGCUUUCCAAAGUCCAGAACAUCCAGCCAGCAAACUCAAAGUUGGACACCUGACAGACGUCCACAUGAAGGCAUAAAGUGGAGAAGUGUGUAUGAGGAAUGAUUGGAGAGCAGACUAUGUGCGAGUGCGUAUACACACGUGUGUGUGUUUUGAUCUACAUGUGUAUUUUCUCCUUUGAAAGGUCAGCUUACAUGUUACUUAUUAUAUCGUUUCCUUGUCUUUAUUUGCCGUGUUUGACACUAAAGAUUGAUUUCACGGUUAUAUACAGUAGCUGCAGAGUUAAUAUGGAGAUGAACAAAAGGAACAUCAGCUGCGUAAAAUUCAUAGUUAUCUAACAAAGCACAUGCAGCUCUCGAGCUCUGCCCAGAAAACAAACCUCAGACACAAAUCAAUAGAACGCGGCUGCUGAACAACAUAAUCGUAGCUUCCACAGAGCAUUUUCCUGCUGAGAGGAUUCACAUUAUGAAAAAAAGAAAAGGAUGGUGUUAGUGCUGGAGGGUGCAGAGCGGCAGAUGCAGUGUUGUUUGAAGUUAUUGCUGAUUGGGCCCUAUGCACAGAAAUGAUCAAAAGACGAACCAAGCACAACAACCAUUAUUUCUGCCUGGUGUCUAAAAGAACAGCGGAGGACGAGUGUUAUUAUGGAAGCUAUACUCAUGUGUGCAUACUCUGUGUAUUUAUCCCUGAACUGAGAGCAAGACCUGUCCAUCACGACCACAGAACAUGAAUACAUAUGCUUCAGCUGAUGAGUACUUCCUCUGAUACAUGCAACAACAUGCCAAGAGAAGUGUGAACAGAUAUUUCUCCAAGUAGUUCACACAGUCAGAACAAAUUAGGCACAAACUGAUUAGAACAAACCUUGCGGGUAGAUCCCACACUGACAUUUUCAUCCGUCUUGUUAGGCCUCUGAUUUUGUCUUCUCCAGUAAAUCCUCAGAAAGGAUCGAUAAGACGAGACCAGACAGACUGAUGAAAGCUACAUUGAACCGGACAGAACAUGCAGAGCGGCACAGUCUGCCACUAAAUCAAACAGCUUAUACUUUCUGGACGAGAUAAACAAGGCUUUCAUCAUGUCGUCUGUCGCAAACACACUCAUUCUCUGUUCCUCUCCUCCUGAGCUGGUCAAAUGAGAUGUUCAGGUACUGUGUGUUAAAGAUGGAGAAGGUGCGAGGGUGCGUGAGGAGAGACAACAUGACGGAUAUGUUACGUAAAAGGGGGGGGGUGAGGAGAGCUCACUCAGCUCUCCCAUGAGAUUGUGUGUGAGAGCGCUCACUGUUUUCAGUGUGAUGUGAUAAUUCACAGACAAUGUACAGCCAAUAUAUCACCCGAUACCAGAUCUGACACAGCCAAUAUCAAUAAGGUUUUUAUUUUAUUCCAGACAAGCUUGGCACAAGCUCAAGCUCACAUACUGUAACUGUAACUUUCAAGCACAACAAGCUGUAAACAGUCAUGUGUCGGUACUUUUUAAAACCUUUUCUCUUUGUGUUUCAUAAAUAUGUGGUUUGAAUUUUUGUGACCAUGCCACUUCAAAUGAUUAUUCUUAUUUCUUUGUGUUUAUAUUUUAGAUCCAUUACAACACACUGGACUUAGAUUUGAAAUCAUUUGUUACAGUGGUAGUUACUGUCGAAGUGCCAUUAAGCUACAGGCCUCAAAAUGUGCAACAAUGCAGCAGCUCCUUCAGAUUCAUGCAGCAAGAAUUGUGGAUACUUAUUGUAUAAAAUAAUGUGCUCAUGUAUCUUGACUUUUCAAUAUCACAGGCUUUGCUCUCGUCUUUAUUGCCUUUCCUCUUUAACUUUGAGAAAGUCUGGAUUUUCAUUUCAACACUUAAACAUAUUCGGCUCAUUCAGAACAAACUAUUGUAGCUUUAGCUGUGAAGAACAACAUACUAACAAGUGAGAUGUUAUAAAGGAACCAACUGUAGUAGUACAAUACAAGAAGACUAAGCUGCUGUAACCAAACACUCCAGUGGGCCAGUGUUUAGUAAAUGGAUAAUAAAUGUGCUGAUUUAUUGUUA